AUGUCCGUUGAACAAGAGCUUGAAUCCGACUCCACACCCACCGCUCAUGUCCAACAGCGAUCAAACGCCUUAUGCUUCCCCACCUGCUUCGCCUCACGCCGCCGUUCAAUCUGGUGGGAGCGCGUCCGCUCCGCCUCCUUUUCUCAAUCCCAUCCCACCACCACCAACACCACCGGUGACCGAUGGUGGUCGCGCGGUCUCAAGGCCUUAAAGAAGCUCCGAGACUGGUCGGAGAUUGUCGCUGGUCCAAGAUGGAAAACGUUUCUCCGGAAAUUCAACCAACACCGAUCCUCCAGACGCAUGGCGAAGUGCCAAUACGAUCCAUUGAGUUACGCGUUGAACUUCGAUGAAGGACAGAACGAGGAUAGCCGCCACGACGGGUUUUGCAAUUUCUCCACGCGAUACGCCGCCGUUAAUGUUAAGUCAGUCGCGCCGGAUCCGGAUUGUGAAAUUGACGGUUUGGUGUGA
Molecule: messenger RNA, 468 nt
Organism: Lathyrus sativus (Indian pea)
Lineage: Eukaryota; Viridiplantae; Streptophyta; Magnoliopsida; Fabales; Fabaceae
Source: the annotation of a GenBank genome assembly